Trichomycterus rosablanca is the source of this 3998-nucleotide messenger RNA. It is a transcript of the gene kpna3, whose product is annotated as karyopherin alpha 3 (importin alpha 4). The record is from RefSeq and is a predicted model, not a curated record. Lineage: Eukaryota; Metazoa; Chordata; Actinopteri; Siluriformes; Trichomycteridae. The coding region runs from base 64 to 1629 and encodes 521 amino acids. Gene Ontology annotation, cellular component: cytoplasm; nucleus. The transcript has 17 exons. Gene Ontology annotation, biological process: NLS-bearing protein import into nucleus. Gene Ontology annotation, molecular function: nuclear import signal receptor activity; protein binding.
UCCACAGUUAAGUGUGUGACCGGAGCUCCGUGUGUCGGACUGCGCUAAACGAGAAACACAGCCAUGGCUGAAAACGCCGGCUUGGAAAAUCACCGAAUUAAGAGCUUUAAAAACAAGGGCCGGGAUGUCGAGACUAUGCGAAGACAUCGUAAUGAAGUAACAGUUGAACUGAGAAAGAACAAAAGAGACGAGCACCUUUUGAAAAAGCGCAACGUUCCACAAGACGAAAGUCUCGAGGACUCGGACGUAGAUGCCGACUUCAAGGGGCAAAAUGUAACACUAGAUGCCAUCCUACAGAAUGCCACCAGCGACAAUGCAGUAGUACAGCUCAGUGCUGUACAAGCAGCCAGAAAACUACUCUCCAGUGACAGAAACCCUCCCAUUGAUGACCUGAUAAAAUCUGGUAUCCUCCCCAUCCUGGUCAAAUGCCUGGAGAGAGAUGACAAUCCUUCGUUGCAGUUUGAGGCUGCAUGGGCUUUGACUAACAUUGCUUCAGGGACGUCAGCCCAGACGCAGGCAGUGGUCAAAUCCAAUGCUGUUCCCUUGUUUCUGCGACUGCUCCAUUCCCAUCACCAGAACGUGUGCGAGCAGGCCGUGUGGGCACUGGGCAACAUCAUCGGUGAUGGGCCACAGUGUCGAGACUACGUCAUUUCACUUGGAGUGGUCAAACCCCUCUUGUCAUUCAUCAAUCCUUCCAUACCCAUCACCUUUCUGCGUAAUGUCACCUGGGUCAUCGUCAACCUGUGCAGAAACAAAGACCCUCCUCCACCCAUGGAAACAGUACAAGAGAUUCUCCCUGCGUUAUGUGUACUCAUAUACCACACAGACAUAAAUAUUCUUGUAGAUACAGUGUGGGCUUUAUCAUACCUAACAGACGGAGGGAAUGAGCAGAUCCAGAUGGUUAUAGACUCAGGUGUUGUCCCUUUCCUUGUCCCGCUGCUUAGCCACCAAGAAGUCAAAGUUCAGACGGCUGCACUGAGAGCAGUGGGUAACAUUGUGACUGGGACAGACGAACAGACUCAGGUGGUACUAAACUGUGAUGUGCUCUCUCACUUCGCCAAUCUACUCACACACCCCAAAGAAAAGAUCAACAAGGAGGCAGUUUGGUUUUUGUCCAACAUCACAGCGGGAAAUCAGCAGCAGGUGCAGGCUGUGAUCGAUGCAGGACUUAUCCCAAUGAUCAUACACCAGCUGGCCAAGGGUGAUUUUGGCACACAGAAAGAGGCUGCAUGGGCCAUCAGCAAUUUAACAAUAAGUGGGAGAAAAGAUCAGGUGGAGUAUCUGGUGCAGCAGAAUGUGAUUCCACCCUUCUGUAACCUGCUGUCAGUGAAGGACUCCCAGGUGGUGCAGGUGGUUUUAGAUGGUCUGAAGAACAUCCUAAUUAUGGCUGGUGAUGAGGCCAGCACCAUUGCUGAGAUCAUCGAGGAGUGUGGAGGACUGGAGAAAAUUGAAAACCUGCAACAUCAUGAAAAUGAGGAUAUCUACAAACUAGCGUUUGAAAUCAUUGAUCAGUACUUUUCGGGUGAUGACAUUGACGAGGAUCCAAGUCUCCUCCCUGAUUCCACGCAAGGAGACACGUUUAACUUUGACCCAGCCUCCAACCUUCAAACCAAGGAGUUCAAGUUCUAAAUGAGCCAAAUUUCGAACUUCAAUUUGGUGGGAUUCCCUGCUGCUCUCCUCCCCGCUGGCCCUCACCACCACCAUCCACCCAUCACUGUUCAAUCCUCUAACGUGACAAAGCUACCAUACAAAAAGCAUACAAACAGCAUACAGACCUACAACCUAGCACUGAAGGAUCAGCCUAAGCUGGACUAAAGUCUACACAUUUCAGAAGAGGAGUCAUACUGCAGUUGCCAAAUAUUGAAAAAGAAUUGCUCUGUUGCUCACUCGCACAUAAACAGAUUUGAGUCAUACGUGUGCAUCGACAUUUCUAAAAACUUUUAACCUUCCACCAGCCAUCAUAUGAGCCGAUAAGAAAAACUAGCAGGAAUGGACGAUUUAGGGUUUUUGAAGACAGGGAUUUUUUUGUUGUUGAUGUAUUUCUUUACAGCAAGUUUCUUUCAUAAACACUGAUGUUGAUUCCACAGCCAUUUAGACAGAUGCCCCCUGACAUCCGGCCUCUCCUCUGCUAAGCCAUGUGGAACACACUUCUCUACUCUAAAGGACUAUUUUGUGCAGAAGUGUUCAGCCAGAACCAGUUUUUUGUUGAUUUGUUUUUUUUAAAUCAUGAAACUCCAAAAAUAUAAUGAACAAACAGGAGCAAAUCACACCAAUUAACCAAAUGCACACAAACUCCCAUUUACCUGAGCCUAAUUUUUAACACCACCAACCUUUGUGUUACUGACAUGUCAACACAAGACAGUACGAUGUCCAUCCAGUAAGACUUUGACGGACAGUGGCAUCCUUCAGAAGUGUUUCUGGACUCAGACAGACGGAGAAGGCACUGGAUUUUUCAGUAUUGCACUUUCUGAAGAGAAAACUCUUUCAUUCUGGAGUCAUCCAUUAUUUUAAGACCUCGAAACUAUAGAAAAUGUUUAUCAUACAUGGACAAGGCCAUGCUAUUCCUCACCGAUCCCUAUGGAGAAGUUAUUUUCUCCAGCAUAAAAAAGUAGGUGUAAAUCGUCAGCAGAAAGAGAAACUCUGCUGAAAUGAUUGAACUGUGAUUUUUGUUUUCUGUGAUUGGUGGAGCUUCCACAUCUGCAGCUUUGAUUCAGUCUUAUAUGCACACCUUGGAAUAUAUGAAUAUAUAUAUAUAUAUAUAUAUAUAUAUAUAUAUAUAUAUAUAUAUAUAUAUAUAUACAUACAUAUAUACAUAUACACACACACACACACAUUUUUUGCUAAAUGUAAGUGGAAAGCGGCAUUCGCUGUAUGUAUACACAAGCAAUGGGAUAUGCAGGUCCAUGGCAAUGCUCUUUCUGUUUAGUUUUAUUUGCUACAAAAUGUUACUGUACGAACUAAAAAGUAUCUUUUCUUAUUCUGGUGUAAAGUAUAAACUGAAAAGCUGCCACUCAUGCAACAUGUUUGUCGGACUUCUGAGAACAAUAACAUUGUGUUACUGAUUCAGAAUGAAUUGGGGACUUUUUGUUUUAUCGUUCACUUUUCAAGAGCAAAGAAUUUGUUGGAAAUGGGCUUUCUUACUGUUGUGACUGGAUGUCUUUUUUUCCCCUCUGCAGUUAUUUGUGAAAGAACUUGUAGAAAAACACAUUUGGACUAAUGUAAUCUUUUGGCUGCAGACUACUGAUGAUGAGGAUUCGAGGAACAACAGCAGCCCUGUUUUUUGAAAUUGAAAUUAAUUUACUAUUGAACAAAUACCUGCACGGGUGUGCAGUUCAUGAACUUAUGUAGACACCUAGGAAAUCCGAGCCACUUUAAAGAAUUAAAUUUUUGGUCUUGUAUGUGUAAUAAAUACAAGCUUAUCUGUGGUUGCAAGAUUUUUACUUGCGCAAGAAAAAAAAAACAAUAAAAAAUUGCGUCAGAUCGCAUUUUGGCCUUCGAUUGUUUGUAUCUUUUUAUAAAUUUUAGCAUUGAAUUACUCUUUAAGGUGGCUCAUCUGUAUUUUUUCAACUCUUGUGCAUAUUAAAGAUAAAGAACGAGUUGAAUUCAUUGUGCCUUUUUUCAUUUCCAAAAGACUAAAAGCAGUUGGUGCUUAGCAGUGAAAGUCUUUUUAAAGGGUUUGUCAGGUGUCUCUUUCUCUGGAGUAUUUCAGUUCUGUUUUUUUCUUUGAGCAGUUUUACAGUGAGGCUUCCUGCUGUGCUCUGGACUAUACAGUAAUGAUUUUACUUCUUCUCUGGUUCUUCUGGCUGACUUGUAAUUGAUCCUUUUCAUUCUCCCUUAUUCACAUUUCCCCCGAUGCACUAUAAUUACCCACAAUUCCACUGCUCUCCAACUCACAUUCUUACCCCUUUUACAAGUCAUUACAACUUUCUUCACUCCCUCAGGACAUGCUUUAUGUAUCUGUUAUUCUAACCAAAAUAAACUCGCUGUUAGCCAUCUUC